GUAUAUUCAGAUCUUUCAAUGGUGAGUGGUGCACCUCUUAUUACUGUUGACCCAGAUGACACAGCCACUUAUGCUUUGAUUAUAUCUCCGUGGAGACGAGGAGUCUUUCAAGGUGUAAUUUCAUUUGUUGCUGAAUGUGAAGACCAACAGCAGCCUCGAGAUAACAGCUCACCAGAGAAGACAGAUGGUGAACAGUCCCUUCAGAAAUUGUCAACAGAGACACCACAAACUCUUGAUGCAGCAAACAUGGGAGGAAGUUCUUCAAAUUGCAAAGUGUGGUUCUCCUUAAAGAUUAACAGCAGACCUGCAGCACCAGAAAAAACCAUAGAUGUGAAGUGCAGAGCUCUGACUUCUGAAGCAUCAGAAAUUGGUUACAGCAAACGUAAAGUUGUCAGGACAGAAUUUUUAAACCAGCAAGGUGUAAUGGUUAAUGGUAGACGUGGCCACAGUGACUACCAUCCUACAGACAGUGAGGGAGGCCCCAGGAAGGAUACUGUUGAAAUCCAUAUUCCCAUCACUAAUCCUGCAGAUAAUAUUCUCCAGAUGAAUGUGGUGCUGGACAAUCCAUCCCUUUGUGGACAAAAGGCUUUCACUCUUAGUCCCAAACAAACAUUUUUGUAUCAAUUCAAGUUUUCCCCAGCAGCUGUUGGCACGUUUGAAGGCAGUGUCAUAUUCCUGUCAGAUGUGGUUGCAGAGUUUUGGUAUGCCCUGAAAUUGAUUGUAGAGGAACCACUGCCAACCAAUCUGCCUGAAAUAGAAUGUGAGCUUGGAAAAUGUGCUUCUCUAUACAUACCUCUUUCUAAUCCUACACACGAAACUCUGGAGAUAGAAAUUUCUAACAGCAAUCCUAAUAAUUUUUCCACUGAGACUGGCCCAGAACACCUUCUGACUGUUGCUCCUCGUUCCACCAUGGAAGUGCCUGUGCAGUUCUGUCCAUCUGCCCUUGGAAGAGGCAAUCACAGGGCGACAAUAACCUUCAGAUGCUCACAGAUUCAGGAAUGGAUAUUUUACCUUUCGGGGACUGGUGUUCCUCCUCAGCUGAUGGAACCAACGAGCAUAAGUGCCUGCAUUGGCCAAUCUUCUUCUGCCAUCAUCUCCUUCAAAAAUCCAACCUCUGAAAACGUGGUGGCAGAUGUUGUGCUGACAGAUCAGGAGCUGCCCAGUUGUCAUCUCAGUGCAUCUGUCCUGUUAAAGUCUACCAGUAAGGAAUCUGCUUUUCGUCUUGUGAUUAAACAACCACAAGGAAUCCGAUUAGGUCCAAAAGAAAACCUGAACAUCCCAGUGUUAUUCAUGCCAGAUGCAAUCAAAAUGUAUGAAGCUAAGGUGGUAAUUCAUGUAAUGAGAGAAAAUGGUGAAAACUGGCCUUAUGAGGACUCUGCUGAAUUAAAUAAAGACUUAAGAAGCAAUGUCACUGUGGCAGAAAAUGGGGAAAUUCAGGGAAUACUCUGGAUCUAUCCAGUCCAUGGAAUACCUGAAGCACCACUGCAGAAGUUACGUCCAGCUGUGGUAUGCUGUCAAGCCAGGCAGAGAGUAGAACAAAGAGUAGAAGUGCUGCUGACUGGUAUAGUUCCUGCUGCAACUGCCGUGCCUGCUGCAAGAAGCUCUGCCAUGGUCAAUAUAAAUGCAUCAGCCAACAUCCAAAAAGUUGAAGUCACUGAUGGUUUCUCUGCAACAGUGGAGUUUCUGUAUGAGUUGCAAUAUCAAUCAAAUGAAAUUAAAUCUCAGCUUGACUCUCUUGUUGGUAUACAUCUGGUUCAAAGAGAAUGGGAUACAGAAUCCAGAAUCGUAACACUGGUUUUUGAUAUAGUGUUUGCACCUAACAAACCAAUGAGGAACAAAGCAACUCUGGUAGUGCAAUGUGCUACAGGAGGUGUUUGGAAGUUUCCAGUGCUGUUCAUUGCUAUGGAGCCAGAAGUGGAUGAUGUGAUCAACAUUGAAGCAGUUGGGCUGAAUAAGGAAUCUACAGUAGACAUUAAGCUCACAAGCCAGACAAGGGACCCAGAGCCAUUCAGUGCACACUUCCUGGCAGGCAGCGACCCUGAGUUCCUCGUAACGCCACGUGCUGGAGAGCUGCUCCCUGCAGGCACUGUGGGAACACAAAUCACCGUGGGGUUCAAGCCAAGGAUGUAUGGCAAGAAGCACAGAGCAACUCUGGUCAUUGAGACACAGUCAAUGCAGUGGAGAUAUGAAAUCAAUGGAUUGCCUCCACAGACUGUACCACCUACAGGGACAGCAAAACUAACUACCACGAGCAGUUCCGUAGGAUCGACCACCGUUCGACAGCGCAAUUUUGUACGUGAAAAUCUGAAACUUACAACCACUGCAGUAUCCUCACCAGUCCAGGGGGCACCUUUGCUCCUGAGAACAAAACAAGGAAA
Molecule: messenger RNA, 2378 nt
Organism: Acanthisitta chloris (rifleman)
Lineage: Eukaryota; Metazoa; Chordata; Aves; Passeriformes; Acanthisittidae
Product: chromosome unknown open reading frame, human CXorf30
Exons: 17
Source: RefSeq, a predicted model, not a curated record